UCCCAGAUCCUGAAGAUGAGCUCGAGACGGCAGUCAAGGGCGCCUCCGCGCCAGCUACCAGAUACCUUCAGAAUAUUUAACACUGGAUUCCCAGAAAGAAAUAACAUAUUAGUGAAGAUCCAAGACAAAUGUACACCAAACAAGCAACAGCAUCCGCGCAUACUGGAGUGGCGUAAUAACCCUCAACCAAUACAUGCAAAAUGCAUUAAGACCAACCCCAAGUUUUUAAAUGAGCCAAUAUUAUACAUGGACACGGAAGACACAAAAACAAAGCAGGAUCGUUGGUGGCCGAGCAUCGAACCCUUUGUGCAGCGUCCUCUGCCACCUUAUGACAAGCAAAGCACACAAAGACAUGACUUCCAGAAACCAAGCUGUAGAUUGUCUCGGCCCAUUAAGUACAGCAGUAAGCUGCAACCUUCCCGUGGAAUAGUUCCGCUUGCAUCUCCUCAGCCGUGUCCCAGCCUCCCAAGAAUUUUCCAAGAGCAGCUUACGUUCAAACAUUACUAUGAUUCCAGAGUGACUCCCUGUGUCCCCUAUCAAGGAAAGAAACACGGCAGUUUUGUGUGGACAGAGAUAAAACCAGCGAGGGGGACGACAGUUCCUGAGGGAACCGAAGGCCUGCCGUGCACACAGGGGUCGGGCUUUUUGGAACAGUCAAAACCAGGGAAAGGAAACUCAGUGGAAAACGGCAUGACCUCAGCCUGCCUUCAGCUGCCGGGUUCCCAGGAGACAGUACCAGACUCUGACACAUACUUAUCAAAACCAGGCCUCAGCGUGGGCGCCGAGGCAGACCCUAGAGCCCCCGAGAAGGGCCAGGAGAGCCCGGAGAUUUCUCAGACAGACAAAAUGGAUGCUAGCCCCCCACUUGAGGAGAGGCCUUCCAGCCCACCGAAGAAGGGUGCUCUCGAUAAACCGCAGGACCGGUUUCCUCCUGUUCAUAAAACGGCACAAUCGCCAAUUGAAAUUCAAAUGGCCUAG
Elgaria multicarinata webbii is the source of this 978-nucleotide messenger RNA. RefSeq names its product chromosome 4 C2orf73 homolog (gene CIMIP6). NCBI's taxonomy places the organism in Eukaryota, Metazoa, Chordata, Lepidosauria, Squamata, Anguidae. Bases 16 to 978 code for a protein of 320 amino acids. The transcript has 5 exons. The record is from RefSeq and is a predicted model, not a curated record.